CAGGUGGCAUCCUGUUAAUGAUCUGUAAUUAGUUUUCACCUAAGUCUAAAGGGCAGUAGGCUACAAAGGAGAUUCGUUUCGUGUAAAUGAAUUGCUUAUGGCGAGGUGUUUUGGCCUUGACUGUUGUGGCCACAGCCAUCGCAACUACUUACGAUGGCGAUGUCCAUAUUGAGUGCAGUAACUACACCGUUGGAGUGACAUGGACGGUGGGUCAGCAUGUGGAAUUCUCACGCGUCUUCCUCGGAAGCUGCUUUGCAACCAACGUCACGGAGCUUCCCGAUGGAAGCAUGAAGAUCGCGUUCAGAAUCCGACUCGACGAAUGUCGUCUAAAGCGGCAGAUAACAGCGAAGUGGGUGACUUACAAUACCAGGCUAACCUACAAGCCGUUACCCAAGCCGCAACCGCCUGUAUUCUCAGUUCCUGUUGAGUGCGAGUACAGAAGACCUAUGGGCAUGUUCCCAGGAUUCAUGGACCCAUCCUUUGGGACUGCGUUUGGGCACGGAAGCCUGCGGUUCUUCAUGGGGAUUGCUAACGGUGACUUCAGUGGGCCGGCCCAGUCCUCCACCUUCUACCUGGGCUCCCUCAUCCCCAUCUGGGCUGCAGUGGACCAGCAGGCCCACCUUCCCCUCCUGCUGCUGCUGGACGAGUGUGUGGCAGCGACCACUCCAGAACCGGACCCCUCCGGGCCCGUCUACCCCGUCAUCGCCAACGGGGGAUGUCUGCUGGACAGCAAGUUUGGGAGCUCCAGGUUCCUGCCCAGACAGCAAAGCUCAGAGCUGCGUCUUUUUCUGCAGGCCUUCCGUUUUGCCGCGGGACAGGAAGUGUACCUCCACUGCAGGAUCGUUGCCUGGGACCCACAGGGCCUGGACAAGAGGAGGAAGGCUUGCCAGUACAACAAAGAGCUGGAAGGGUGGGAGCUCUUAGACGAUCCUUCCCAGAGUUCCCUCUGUUCCUGCUGUGAUUCUCACUGCCUGUCCAAAGAGAGGCGGAGCCGGAGCUCGGACUCAGGGGUGCAGGGUGUGACCCACACGGCCACGCUUGGACCCCUCACCAUCAUCGACGGGUCUCGGGGAUGCCAGCACUCCGAAUCGGGGAAGUGUCCCGUGCCAGAACAAGAGCACUGGAGGCCAUGAUUUCAUGUAGCCAGAGUUUGGUGAAGCGUGUGCCUGCUGCAGGUGUCUCUGGGCAAGGCUGGAUGGGGACAGGUGGCUCCGAGGCUGACCUGUGGCACUGAUCCAGCAGAGGGCGCCAAACUAAAUCCUCUGGUGUUGAUUUAUUCUUUGCCUUCCUAUUUUUUAUUGAAAUAAACACCCGAAUGCUUUGG
Messenger RNA from Anguilla rostrata (American eel), 1324 nucleotides. Its product is annotated as zona pellucida sperm-binding protein 3-like. The transcript has 11 exons. The record is from RefSeq and is a predicted model, not a curated record. Lineage: Eukaryota; Metazoa; Chordata; Actinopteri; Anguilliformes; Anguillidae. Bases 87 to 1133 code for a protein of 348 amino acids.